AUGGUUCAGGUUGCGCUCUCCUGUUUCUCAGGAGCUUAUGCAAUGGUGAGACUGUSGUCUUCGAUUCUCUAUUCCUAUAAACAGUCGGUCUCCCUGCCGCGGCAGUUCCUGAGGCGGCAGCAGGUCCUCGCGCUCUACCGGAGCAUCCUGCGGGCGCUGCGCAACGUGCCGGCCGCUGCCGACCGCCGCUCGCUGCGCGACUGGGCCCGCGCCGAGUUCCGCGGGAACAAGGACGCCACGGACGAGGACGCGAUUAGGAUGAUGAUUACUCAAGGCAACAGGCAACUUCGGGAGCUACAGAGGACCCUGAAGCUGGCAAAAUCCUGACCUUAACUUCAUUGACACCUGAACUGUUACUGCUGUGAAGAAGUAGGGUUGAUCUUUUUCCUUCCCCAGAACGUGGCUCUACGACCAGUCACUCUUUGAUGACAUUCUGGUGAUGUUUAAAGAUGGAAUCUACCACCGCGGAGUUUGGGGUUUUGCUUUGUUUUUUUCUCCUCCUCUUCUUGGUUGGGUUACGCUGCUGUUCGGGCAUCGGUCGGACACCUUAGAGAACUGAAGGGUUUAAAGCAGUGAGCGGGGGAUGUAGCACGUGCUGAGAUAAAUCACAAGAGCAGCGUUUUGUCAGGAAAGUGGAAAAUAAACUGGAUUGUCCCAUUUCUGUGGUAACAGCGUAGUGGCAACAGCCCWCUCUGUACUGUGCCUAGAGUGGGUGUUCUGGGAUUAUUUGUUCGUUUUUGAAUGAACAAAGAGCAGAAUUUGGGAUAAACGAGUGGAUCCAAAUCAAAUAAAGAUGAUAAAA
This is a messenger RNA of Nothoprocta perdicaria, 802 nucleotides long. RefSeq names its product LYR motif containing 2 (gene LYRM2). Bases 1 to 327 code for a protein of 108 amino acids. Gene Ontology annotation, cellular component: mitochondrion. Lineage: Eukaryota; Metazoa; Chordata; Aves; Tinamiformes; Tinamidae. The record is from RefSeq and is a predicted model, not a curated record. The transcript has 3 exons.